Rhizoctonia solani is the source of this 651-nucleotide messenger RNA. RefSeq lists its product as uncharacterized. The transcript has a single exon. The coding region runs from base 1 to 651 and encodes 216 amino acids. The record is from RefSeq and is a predicted model, not a curated record. Lineage: Eukaryota; Fungi; Basidiomycota; Agaricomycetes; Cantharellales; Ceratobasidiaceae.
AUGCCUCGCCCCACACGCCGUCCGUCACCAAUUAGCCUCCCCCACUGCCCAAUGGACACACUAUGGGAGGUAGACGAGUCACUCGAUGUACCUUGCCAACAGCUGCGGUCUGUGUUUGAAGACGACGACGAGCCAGUGCGAAAUGUGACAUUUCCGCUGCCUCCGCGGUCUAUUCCCCAGAUGAAGCGCUUCUUCUCUCCGAGGUUGGGCCUGCCUAUGCAUUCAGCGCCUCGCACCCGACCACCUUCCCGAUCUCCUCCCAAGCCUAUCCGCGCUCCCCCUCCGGCCCCAAGGCCCGUAUCUCCCGUCAUACUCAUCACCCGACCAGUCUCUCCCUCCUCCAGUGCAUCCAGCAGCGACACGGAGCCUCCCAGGACACCCCCUGCCGCAUCAGCCCCCCUCCCUGCUUAUGUACUCGCCCCGCCCCCACCAGCCGAGUGGGAGUCAGCCAUCGACGCCCUAUUUGAAUUCGACGACGAGGAAGAGGAGGUUGUUUGCCCAAACGAGCUACCCCUACCAUCAUCCUCCCUACCGACUCGUAUCUCUCCUUUUCCCCUCCCAGCUCUCCUCCCCCCAUCAACUUUACCCACUCGCCCAGCUCUCCACUGCCCCCAUCUAUGUCUGUCUAUGCGUCUGAUUCCUUGCCCAUGA